This is a messenger RNA of Westerdykella ornata, 2767 nucleotides long. RefSeq lists its product as uncharacterized. The transcript has 4 exons. Gene Ontology annotation, biological process: galactose metabolic process. Bases 170 to 2761 code for a protein of 863 amino acids. The record is from RefSeq and is a predicted model, not a curated record. Gene Ontology annotation, molecular function: nucleic acid binding. Lineage: Eukaryota; Fungi; Ascomycota; Dothideomycetes; Pleosporales; Sporormiaceae.
ACUCGCAGUCCCUUUUAUUUCCCACUCCUUAUUUGGGCUCUUCAUUAUAUAUAAUGGCGCCCACAAGUCCUGCGUCUCUUGAACAAGGAAAGGGUAAACUGUCUUUUGCAAAGGUGUCGCGGCAUCUUCCUACGCACCUAAAGAUGACACGAACCCCCCACAGAAUGGAAUGAUUGAUGCUACUAGCGAGAAAUCUCCCGUUCAAAUAAUCAACUCGGAGCGAUCCGUCUCCUACCAUAACGAUGCACCAACAACUCGCAAAGACAAUGUCGCAGACGACCAAGCAAACGGAGCCGCUGGUAACACAGCUGCUCACAGUUCUCAAUGGGCUCAGGUCGCUGAUCAGCAAAAUGCCGCCCAGUUAGGAUUGAAGGAGGAAGAAGCGCAGAGGCGAAAUCCGUCCAUUACCCUGGUGAAACCACCUGGGAGCGAGGACAAUGGCACACAACUUUCAUCCUCCGAUGGCUCGGGCAAGCCACCCAGUCUUGAUGGCAAGAGCGUUGCAUCUGGAACGACAUUCGCGUUGGAUGAGAAGGAGUCCCUUCGGCCAGAUGACAGCGCAAGCCUGAGGGCCGUUGAGGAAGAGGAUGUCAUGUCGCCUCCCGACUCUAUUGCCGCCGGUUCUCGUGUUGGGUCUGAUAGCGGUGGCGCCCGUGCGUUUCGGGACCAGCUCCAUGAGAUAGCGAUUUCUCAGCGAGCGGCGCCUCCUGGACGCUUUCCCAAUGCUGUCUCCCACCACCAUGGCCACACACUCUAUGACCCAAAUCAGGCACCUAAUGGCAUCGGACGGCCUAUGUCACAACCAAUAGCUAACGGGAUGGCCACUAUGGGCCUACCACAGUCACUGCCUGCGAUUCCGGAUGAGAAGCUCAUGGAGGCGUUAGAGUCUCCCAGAGAUCGAUUGUUCGUACUGAAGCUGGAGCAGGACUUCAUUGACUUCAUAAAGGACUCACGAGAAACGGAGCUUGCGUUGCCUCACUGCAAUGCAUUCUACAGGAUGUUAGCGCAUCGUCUUGCAGAUUAUUAUCUACUCGGGCAUAUUGUCGAUGACACUAUGACAGGGGUUAAGAUCUCGAGGACUUCUUAUUGCAGAAUCCCUCCGCCGCUCUCUGGGCUUCCUGUCUCCUCUAAAUCUGCCAAUACCCCGCCGGUUGAUCUUCCAGCUCGCAAGAUCAUGCGGCGCGGCGAAGAUGGAAAGUCCGGGACGAACACCACAGCCAAUUCCGAAGGACCCUCCCAGACCACUUCUGAAGCCGGCGGUGGAAGUGGCAGCGACGGUGGCAAUGAGCCUGAGAGUAAAGAAAAAUCUGCUCUGACUCGAGAAGAGCGCGAGGCUCGCUACCGCGAAGCUCGACAGCGCAUUUUCGGCAAUGCGGAACCCGGGGAGGGCGAAUCGAGCGAGUCUGCUGGGAUCGGAGAGGGAAAGGAUAUGUCCAGAUCCAGCUCCGCGUCAGGAAAGAAGAAGAGCAGGAAGCAGCGCAACUAUGAAGACGAUUUUGAGGCACGAUCCCGCUUCAGCGCGUACUACCCCCAGCCCUACCCCAUUCCAGCAUUUGGCGGCGAUCAAACUAUGUACUAUGGUGGCUUACCGGGACCAAUGCAUGGUGCACAAUAUCCCGGGAUGAACCCCAACAUCACGCCGUCAUCGAACUACAACACUGGCUAUUCAGUCAUGGUGUCCCAGGAUGCACAAACUCAGUAUGGAUGGACGGGACAGCAGUACCCUUCUCCAAACGCACCAAUGGCCUACCCCAACUAUGGCGCUGCUAAUGGUUAUGACCUGUCCGCCGACUUCCAGCGCGGAAUGCAAUCGUUCCAAACGGCCGGCAUGUCCUCGCAGAUGACUCCCAAAAUGGCCAAUGUGCCCGUGGCUCCUUACCAAGACACCUAUCAAUCCCAGCCUAUGCCUAUGAAUGGUGACUGGAUGCAGAUGAAUCAACCACCAACCUACCCCAAUGGGCAGCCUGCUUACUCCCAGGGCUCUCCUGCUCCUCGUCCGUUGUGUACUCCGAUGCAGGGCAACUUCGGUCACCAUUCGUACGGACAAUUCUCUCCCUCAUCACAUAACGGCAUGUCAAACCGUAAUCAACAUCCCCCACCCGGGAGCUUCAAUCGACAACAGUUCAACCCGCAAAGCCAGGCAUUCAUCCCCGGUGGCCGUCAUGCGCCGUAUCAAAUGCAGGCGAAUAUGGGCCCAGUGCCCGGUCAAGGAAUGAACGGCUUCGCCAACUACCAGAUGCCAAUCUCAAACCAAGCCAAUAACCAGAUGCUAAAUGCCAGCCCUCCCGUGGUACAUCCACCCAUGUACGGCUCGCCGACAAACCACUUGAGCAACAACAUCACGCCACCAAAAUCUAACCACAUGGCACCAUCCCUGACUGCCAAUCUGUCUUCCGCUAUGCAUCGAACUCCGUCUGGGCGGGGGGGAUCAGGCUCGAUCCCGGCGCAGAGCAGUAUUGCCAAAUAUGGUACCCCGUCCCAUCUCCCACCAAAACCUCCUGCGCCAGCACAAAACUCGUCGUCCAGAUUUGCAAUCACGGGGACGAACGCUAAUUCGCUGCCUCGGCUUGCAGCGAACAUACCACCUGCGCACUCCACUACUACGGUGACGAUGAGAGGAGGAACUGGGCAAACGACUGAGAAUACGGGAAAUACAAACGACAAUAACGGUAGCAGCAACAAGGGUAGCAACAACAAUGAUGGCAGCGGCAACGGCAGUGGCAACAAUAGUCCCAAUGGCGCGAAUGGAAAUCAAUCAUGAUGCUUA